ACAGGCGCCAUGUUUGGCUUUAUGACUGGGCGGUCUAUUCAAACUGAAGAGUUUCUGGUUGGCAUAGAUUUUGUAAACACAGCUGUUGAGCCUGUUUUUAAUUCGGUUUUUAUUUAUAUUGGAGCAAAUUUUUCACCUCAGAACUGGUUAGAAAUCGAUGAUUAUUGAUUAUUGAUAUCGACGGAAUUAUGCUAUGCUAACAAGCUUAGGUUGAAAUGAACCGUUAUGAAGCUAGAGGCUAUGCUAAGCUAGCUACAGCUAACUGUCAAGCAGAACAGAAGCAGCUGGUCUGUGGUGGAUAUUUUGGUAUAAUUUUCUUUUCUCAGUGUUUUUCUUUUGUGAAAUACAGGUGGCACCAGUACCAUCCAGAUAUGAAAAGAAAAAGCACAAAGGUGAGCAGACUGAGUCCCAAUGAAGAGGCUCAACUCGUUCAAGAAGAACUACAGAGAAGAAGGAAGCUGAGAUUGCAACAGGUGCGGGAACAGGAGCGAUACAUCGCUUUCCAGGUUCGGCGGGAGGUGCAGGAGAGGAAGGAGAAAGUGCUCCAGAAUCUGGCAGCAACUCUACAGGAUGAAUGGCAAAAGGAAAAAGAACAGAAGAUACAAACCCUGGAGAAACUCUACAAAGAAAACGUCCAAGAUGUUGGUCAGGGUCACCGCAAUGCCAAAGAAAAUGAGCCGGACUGGGAUGCUCUGGCUUUGAAAAGGGAGGGGAAUGAAGAACGGGCAGCAGAGAGGCAUGAGAAGGCGCUUCGAGAACUCAUCACCCAAAGACAGAGCGAAGCGGAGCAGCGUAAUCGACCCCUUGAAGCUCGGAAGAAAGCUCUGAGAGUGGAGAAGGAGCGAUCAUCAAGAAUUACCAGCCUUCCUCAGCCUGCUCCAAACCCCAUAGAGAAUAUUGGGAUGGAGACUUCACUGCCACCCAAGACGACCAAGAUGGAGCAUUAUUCAGUCACGCAUCAUCACAUAACUGAGACAACAGUGGACAGAGAAACAGAUCUGAAGCAGUCAGGUGCGGAACAGGCAGCAGCACUGGAAGCUCAGCGACUGGAGGAGCUGGAGAGAGAGGGAGCCCGGGACAGGCAGGAGCAGCUGGAGAAGGCCCGCCUCAGAGGAGACCACGCCCUUCGGAAAGAAAAAGUCACCCAGGACCGAGCACGGCUGCUGUGUGAGCUGGGCCGUUUGCAGCAAGCCGAUCUGCAGAGGCGCAGGCACUUGGUGAGUACCGUGCCAGCGCAGAUCUUCCAGCCUCUGUACAGACAGGACGACCUAAGGGCAGAGCAGCAGAGAGAGCUGGAGAUCGCCUUCCAGGACUUGUGCACUGAAGAGAGAGAGCUCAGAGGUGACUUGAUACUCCAGCUGGAGUCCGAGCCUCUUCCUCUUCCUGUCCCAUCUGCUACAAGUCACAGUGAAUCAGGACGGGACCAGGACCUGGACGUGAGCUUCGAUCCCGGCGUGACGCCAAGCGACGGGGCCGAGGCGCCAGAGGAACCUGUUGAUGCUCGACCCAUUGGGAGUUCAGCGCCUGUACGGAGCACGGGCAGGCCGGCACUGCGGAGGCUGCUGGAUCGCAUUCGAGCUCAGAGGGACCAGUGGGGCAGACGGGAGCCUCUGCAGAGUCAGGGAAGGGUUGUAACGGAGAACACCAGCAACGAAAUGGGACCUGUGAUAGACCACGAGUGGCAGCAAGCGUCCAGCCUGGAGGAGGGCACAGCCGACACGUUAACGUCCGAGACGAGUUCUAAGGUGAGUGAAGGUUCUAUUGUGGCUGGUACCAUGAAGCAGCAUGAGGAACAUCUCACAGAAGUGGACAGGCAGGUGACAGAGGAGGAUCUGAACAGGCAGCAACAGGAACAGCUCGCCCUGUUAGAGGAGUUAAAGGAGAAACAGCGUCAAUUAGAGGUUCAGCUAGAGGAGGCACAACUGCACAGGCAGAGACUACAGGAGACCGUGCAAGUGCAGUCUGGAAUGAGUACUGUACAUGAGGCUCCAAGAUCAUCACAGGAACUGAUCCCUGAACCUCCUCCUGAGGUGAAGGUGGCGGCUCCCGUGUCGGACGCUACACACACUCAGAGACUCCAGCAGUAUCAGCAGAGACUCCUUCAACAGAAUCGAAUUCAUAAAAAGUCUCUUGAAGAAGGUUUCCGACGGCUGGACGAGUACAAACAAACUUUAAAAUUACGAUACUCUAUCCCCACGACGGCACCACAAUCACCACCAUCUUCUACUGAGGACCAGACUAGUUUCCCUUUUCCUUCUGUCGAUCAAACUGUCACCAUGCACCCUUUGUACCCUGCUACUAGACACCCUGAGUCUUGCGAGACCGCAGCAGCAGAAGCUAAAGAUCUUUUUGCAGAGUCUACAAUCCGUCCUGACCCAACACUGGUGACUAUGCCUUCUCGGAAUAGUCCCACCCCCAUCGUGACCAUGCAAGAUACGACCAGCCACCCUAGUUCCCCUGUGCCUGACAUUGUCACCCAUGAACUGGAAGACGACAGCUUGGAAUUGAUUCCAGUACAAGAAGCUGCCCCGUUAUCGCACGAUCUCAGAGAAGUGCCGCUACCGGCACCCUCCUUGUUUCUCGAACUUCUGCUGAGCAACAGGUCUUCCGCCUCCCACACACGGCCGGCUCUAAGCUCCGAAUUAUCCUCGCUUAUGAGUUCAGAGCCUGAAAAUGUCCAGCCGGAGGAUGUCGGGUGGACCGGAUCGCGUGAGGCGGAAAGAAAUCGGCAGGUCAGAGAGCAGAUGAGGAAGCAGAGAGAUCUUCUGCAGGCUUUACUCAGAGCAGAACGUACAGCGGCAAACAUGGACGAGUCAAGCUCACUGGAAACACAGGGUGAUCAGUUUUCUCUAACGGAUGCUCAUCAAAAGAGUAACGGACCACAUGUAGCCACUACGUCGAUCCAUCAGCCCUCAGACCAUCCGCCCUCGACUGUGCCCAGCGGACCUUGUGAUUUGACGAACGGAGUACGAAUGAAGAACCCGGUCUCCUGCCCGCCCCGCACGUUUCAUUACAUCCUGCAGGACUUGGAGCAGCAUAAACUCAGCACCAUCCAGGAAGUGGACACUCCAGCCAAUUUGACCCUGGAUGCAGGUAACGAGCCCUGCUCGGAGAGGUCUCUGGCCGAGGAUUCCGAUUAUUCCUACAGCGUCUCUCUGACUCCACCCGUCGUGGGAUCUGGAAGCAGUCGGGGCUUGGGCUCAGGCUCGGAGAUCACAGCGUCGCCGGACAGCACGUGCAAAACGGGCGGGCUGUCGUGGAGAGACAUGUUACAGCUGGAAACGUCAGCUUCACACGCAGAAGAACACGGGCAUCUGAACUCAAGUCUCAUAAGUGAAUAUCAGGUUGACAAGUUGAAGACGGCCCUACCACAGGAUGGAGUCUCACCUCAGUCAGAUUGUCACACGUCCACCACCCUCUCAACGGGCAGCUAUUUAUCAAGUGACCAACAUGACCCCAACUGCACCAUCACAGAUUCGUCUGUAAUCAGCGGUCAGUCUGGAAGGAAAGCCGGAGCCUCUCCGAUCUGCUCCAGCGCCUCGUGUGCUUGUGGUCUGCCUGGGCCGAGCGAGUCCACGCUGCACAACAGCAGUCUGCAGUACAUCAUCGAGAAAUACACUAAAGAGAUGGAUAUAUCACUCAGAUCUGUUCUUUCAGGAGGCAGCGUGUCCCCAGGAGUAAUUGGGAACACGGCUUUAAGCUCUGGACUAGAGAGGCACGAUGAUACUGGGACCUUUGCACCUUUACAGCUACACUCAUCCCUUACACAGUGCCCCCUGGUGGACAGGAAUUCUUCCAAUACAACAAUGCAGGACGUCUUUCAGUCUCUGUCUCCUGAGAUGACGCACGACGACACAGCAGAAUGUUCCAUGGCUUUUCAGACCCCUGUGACUGAAGGACUCGGUUCUCCACCGGUGGAAGAAAACACCACGAACUCUGACACAACCAGCUCCGAUUGGCAGAGUUUUGGCCUUCCACCGUACAGCUUCAGUACCAAUGAGCAGUCAGCUUCUGGCUCUGCAGUCUUUCCCAAGUGGGAAUGGAUUCUGAGAACUGAGUCUGCCACAUCUGUGCAGGACAGCAGUCAGUCCUUCCAUUCAGUGGCACCUGUCUUACAUACAGAAAGCAUUGGACAAACGAACGACUAAACAAAGAAGCUGCAUUUCCUGCUUGUUUGAACAAAAAUGUAAUAAUGUGUAUUUAAUUAUUUGUGUUUUUACUGACACUUUUUGUUACUGUAUGUGAA
Molecule: messenger RNA, 4246 nt
Organism: Trichomycterus rosablanca
Lineage: Eukaryota; Metazoa; Chordata; Actinopteri; Siluriformes; Trichomycteridae
Gene: cep295
Product: centrosomal protein 295
Exons: 24
Coding region: 216-4148 (1310 amino acids)
Molecular function (GO): microtubule binding
Source: RefSeq, a predicted model, not a curated record